GCGCCUGUGGCUCCUCGUUCUGGCUUCGCCUUCGCACGCAACUCAAAUCAGCUGUUAAAAAAUAACAACACAUGAGUCCCUGUCGCCCUUGCUGUAAUUAUUUCAGAGCUUGAAUCUCUUCAAUUUGAAUCAGAAGCAUUUCAUCGACUUAACAGUCCUCUUCGAUAAGUGAGCAGAGCAAAUAAUGAACGCCCUGAGACAGAACAUCCAAUCGAUCGGCCUGAGGCCGGUGCACAUGCUGCGGCUGUUGUCCUCGGCGGCGCCCAAGCAGGAGGAGAUUGGCCAGUUGGUCAAGCAAAACAAGGUUGUCGUAUUCAUGAAGGGAGUGCCCGCCGAGCCAAGGUGCGGCUUCAGCAACGCCGUCGUGCAGAUUCUACGCAUGCACGGCGUCAAAUACGACGCGCACGACGUGCUCAAGGACGAGGAGCUGCGUCAGGGCAUCAAGGAGUUCUCCAAGUGGCCCACCAUCCCUCAGGUGUUCAUCAAUGGCGAAUUCGUUGGCGGCUGUGACAUCAUGCUCCAGUUGCACCAGAGCGGAGACCUCAUCGAAGAGCUCGAGAAGGCUGGAAUCAAGUCUGCGUUGCUAGACGACGCCAAGGGCGACGAAAAGAAAUAAAUUUGAAAAUUAUCCUUUUUAGCUGUGUAUAGUACAAUAUUGAAGAAUGGGGAAUUUGAUUGUAUGAGUGGCUGUUGAUGAUGAAUAUGGAGUUGUUUGAUUUAUAAUAAAAACAUUAUUGUUUAGUUAUUAAAA
This is a messenger RNA of Cloeon dipterum, 751 nucleotides long. It is a transcript of the gene Grx5, whose product is annotated as Glutaredoxin 5. The record is from RefSeq and is a predicted model, not a curated record. The transcript has 2 exons. Gene Ontology annotation, cellular component: mitochondrial matrix. The coding region runs from base 185 to 616 and encodes 143 amino acids. Lineage: Eukaryota; Metazoa; Arthropoda; Insecta; Ephemeroptera; Baetidae.